Messenger RNA from Orbicella faveolata, 1481 nucleotides. RefSeq lists its product as uncharacterized. Lineage: Eukaryota; Metazoa; Cnidaria; Anthozoa; Scleractinia; Merulinidae. The record is from RefSeq and is a predicted model, not a curated record.
UCCAACACCUUCAAGGUGGAGAAGUUUCACGGGCUCAUCCUUUUGAAGCAUCAUAAUCCUCUUGAGAUCAACGAAGAUAUGUUGUUGGAUGGCAUGGAGACUGCCCAGAAGUGGUUUCGCCGAGCUCAUUUGUAUGACCAACAAUAUACCGUUCCUCACAUCUACUGGGAUACUCUGCCUCGAGCCAGCGCCAGCCAAGUCCACCCUCACUUUCAUGUAGUUCUGGCCGACCAUUACUACGCCAGAUGGGCUCAUUUUCAAGCAGCCGCCAAGGAAUACGCUGCAAAACACAACGGCGAGAAUUAUUUUUCAGCUCUGAACAAAAUCUACAGUGCUUUGGGUCUUGCAGUCCAAUAUGGCAAUGCUACCGUUAUAGCAUAUUUGACUCCAAGCGCGUCUCACGAGAUCAUGCUGUUUAGCAAAGAGCCAUCUAAAGAUCUAUUCCAACUUCUGUUCUACUGUGUAGCAGCGUUAAGAGAUGACAUGGAACUGUAUGCAAUAAGUGCAGGGAUGGUGUUUCCAAAAUUGGUGAGUAGCGAGAAAGCGGAAAGAAAACGAGAAACUCCAAGCGCGUCUCACGAGAUCAUGCUGUUUAGCAAAGAGCCAUCUAAAGAUCUAUUCCAACUUCUGUUCUACUGUGUAGCAGCGUUAAGAGAUGACAUGGAACUGUAUGCAAUAAGUGCAGGGAUGGUGUUUCCAAAAUUGAUCCCUUCAGCCGAUGGAAGUGACCUUCCUACAAUAAUAAGACUUGUGUACCGUGGGCCAGCGGAAGCGAUGCGAGCGGACAUCGAUUCGCUUCAGUUAUUUGGAACGGUUAAUGUUAACAUUGAUCCAUACUUGGUCAUAAGUAACAUCAAGAAGUCUGUAGCCAAACGAAGAGGAAUUUAAAGAAAAAAGAGCAAUGACUCCCUUUUAUAAAACAGCCAUGAUCGGUCAACGGUCACGCUACUGUGCUCCGGUGGAAUCAUGGGAAAGUAACACGAAAGGAGGCCACUGGCCCACCCGACAUACCUAGCAGUCGUUCCGCAGACAUCACGAGCACGAGACUACCAGGACGCAUUGCGCGCUUGUAUUUGCCAAAAGAAGGAAUUCACAGCAGUUAUAUUCGAAGUUUCUUUCAACGUGGGAUCAAUUUCUAUUUUAAAAAGGAACAAAUUUUCAAUCUUCCAAUAUCGUCACCAUGAAAGACGUUCUACAAAAACGUCAAUUUUUGAAAGUAUUUUAAUUUGGCAGAAAAUUUUGCGUCUUUUAUUUGAAGGAGCGAUUGCUUGUAAAAAAGUUACAAUGCCACGCGUUGAGGGAUGAAAUCAGAAUUCAAAUAUCAAUGAACAUAAUAUAAUAUCAUGUGAAAAAGACACACACGAAAACAACGCCUUGUACAGACUUCAGACGAAAUUUAAUAGCACUUUAUAAUAAUAUAUCAUCAGAAAUUGAAAAAGCAAACAAGUUAGCGGAAAACAAACUGAAAAACAAACAAACAA